Molecule: messenger RNA, 2660 nt
Organism: Choloepus didactylus (southern two-toed sloth)
Lineage: Eukaryota; Metazoa; Chordata; Mammalia; Pilosa; Megalonychidae
Gene: MOB3A
Product: MOB kinase activator 3A
Exons: 4
Coding region: 291-944 (217 amino acids)
Biological process (GO): positive regulation of protein phosphorylation; signal transduction
Cellular component (GO): cytoplasm; nucleus
Molecular function (GO): protein kinase activator activity
Source: RefSeq, a predicted model, not a curated record
AACUAGUUUUGUUCUGUUUUCAGGGGAAGAAACAGUACGUGCCUGUGUGUGUGUGUGUUGGGGCAGGGGACGUCUGUCUUCUCACCUUGUGUCGCUCUGGAAGUUUCUAGGACGAGGAGGUCAGGGCAGUGGCCACCUCUGAUUCGGGGACGCCCGUCUGCGCGUUUCUUUCCCACGCACCCCUUGGCAGCGUCCUGAGAGGACAGAGAGCGAGCGAGGAGCCCCGGAAACGGCAGGAGGACGAGGAGGAACCAGGGGGCCCGGAACGCAGCCCAGGGCCCGGCGUCACCAUGUCCAACCCGUUCCUUAAGCAAGUCUUCAACAAGGACAAGACCUUCCGCCCCAAGCGGAAGUUUGAGCCGGGCACGCAGCGCUUCGAGCUGCACAAGCGGGCGCAGGCCUCGCUGAACGCGGGGCUGGACCUGAAGGUGGCCGUGCAGCUGCCGCCUGGCGAGGACCUGCACGACUGGGUGGCCGUGCACGUGGUGGACUUCUUCAACCGCGUCAACCUCAUCUACGGCACCAUCAGCGACGGCUGCACCGAGCAGUCCUGCCCCGUCAUGUCGGGCGGCCCCAAGUACGAGUACCGCUGGCAGGACGAGCACAGGUUCCGGAAGCCCACGGCGCUCUCCGCCCCUCAGUACAUGGACCUCCUCAUGGACUGGAUCGAGGUGCAGAUCAACAACGAGGACGUCUUCCCCACCAGCGUCGGCACGCCAUUCCCAAAGAACUUCCUGCAGGUGGUGAAGAAGAUCCUGUCGCGGCUCUUCCGCGUGUUUGUACACGUCUACAUCCACCACUUCGACCGGCUGGCGCAGAUGGGCUCCGAGGCGCACGUCAACACCUGCUACAAGCACUUCUACUACUUCGUCAAGGAGUUCGGCCUCAUCGACACCAAGGAGCUGGAGCCGCUGAAAGAGAUGACGGCGCGGAUGUGCCACUGAGGGGCCCUGUCACCCCUCGGUGCCCAGAAGCCCCCCGGGCCUCACCACUCCCCAGGAGGUGCUGCCCGGACUCGCAGAGAUGCGGACGGUGGCCGUUGUUCAACGUCGAUGUCUGAUUCUCCAGCCUGGAUGUCCUGAUGGACUCCGUGUCCGGCUGCCCACCCCUCCGGCACCAGACCAGCCGUGCGGACAGCCCAGGGUGCUGGGCCUGGCUUACUUCACUCCCCGAUGGCCGACUCUGCCGCGAACUUGACCCCAGCCCACCACCCAGCCUCCCUGAGCCUCCCUGAGCCUCCCUGACCCUCGGUCUUCUCUUCGGUCCCACGAGGGCCCAGAGCUUGAAGGAUGGCAUCCUGUGUCUUGUCAGCCAACGGACACACCCACCUUAUUUUUAAACCACUUGCUUCUCGAGAACUGCUCCCAACACCCUCUCGGGAAGUUCUGCCGUACAUCCCUCCACCCCACCCAGACCUACACUGGGAGGCUGCCAGGAUGGCCUGAUAGUCGCUGAUGACCCUGGGCACAUGGGCCCAUCUCCCCAGUGCGGUGAGCAGACUCUGCCCCCCAACACACCCCAGUCUGGGGGUUCCAGAGGCUGAAGCUGGGGGCUCCCAGCAGGAGCCUUUGAGCCAGGCGUCCUCCCCAGCAGCCCUCCAGCCAUCACGGGUCUCUCCUACCAGAGGUACGACUUGGACCCUCAUUCCCGUCCCCUCGUCUCUUCUCCUUCUGGUCCCCAAAAUCACACGGCUCACCCAAGGGUACACGAACCCCCCAGGACCCCUGCCUCCUGGGUCUCGUUGGAAUCCUUGGGCCGAGUCUUUUCCCAAAGGCUCCUCGUGUCAUCAAAGAUCUCGUCUUCCUAUGGUCUCAUUUACAACCAGCUUGAGAUUUUUAAAACAAAGACUCUUUUCACCUAUAAAUGGCAGCCUUCUAGAACAUUCCCCAUGCAUCCUGUUGGCACUUGCUCUCCUGGACUUUGGGCUCCCAGGCUUGGAAUCUUUCCCAUUUUGCUGAACGUCUGGGUGGAAUCGGUUUGUCUUCAGAUACGCACGAAUUUCCCACCAAAACCUUUUGUCUGACGGUCCCCCGAGGUCUUGGGACCCCAGCCCCAAAGCACUGCCCCCAGAGACUGUCGGAUGGUGCAGCCAGGCCCCCCGUUGUACACCUGGAUGCAUGGAAAUGACCAGUAACGCCACACCCUGCCCCCAGCUAAGCCGCUGCCCCUCGCCGCACCCCAGAAUGGUCACCAUCCCUGGAGGGGACCCUCCGGACUUCCCGAACCCCAUGUGAGUCUCUUUCUAGGUGCCCUGGGAACCCCACGCCAUCCCCACCUCUCUCCCCUGGCUCUCGCUGGGAAACUGAGUAAGUGCAAUUAACAAGGACCUCCACCGUCACUGAGAGCCCACCCCAUGCACGCCGGAAACACAUCUUCGGGCCUUGCGGAUGCCACCCGGCUCCAGCCAUGAGAGCUGCUUGGCAGAAAGAGCUCCGGGGCUCCAGUACCUCUGGCCUUCACCAAACCAGGGUCUCUUUUUACUGAAUGUAUUUCCUCUUAAAUCUGAAUCGAUGGGGACCCCAGGACCAAAGCCACCCCUGCCUUCUCGAGGACACUGGACGCUCCAAGCCAUCGGGCCCGACCCUCACCCUCCCCAGACUCACCCCACCCCGAGCCGGGAUGGGAGCACCCCAAUAAAUUGUGUUGUGCUCCCCCCCGGG